Messenger RNA from Branchiostoma floridae (Florida lancelet), 3827 nucleotides. Its product is annotated as zonadhesin-like. Bases 68 to 2353 code for a protein of 761 amino acids. The record is from RefSeq and is a predicted model, not a curated record. Lineage: Eukaryota; Metazoa; Chordata; Leptocardii; Amphioxiformes; Branchiostomatidae. The transcript is spliced from 16 exons. Gene Ontology annotation, cellular component: extracellular matrix.
AGACCUCCCACCUCCCGAAUCCGGUGCGGUUUGUCACUGUCCGCCUGGGUAUGGAGGCGAUGGAUUCAUGGAUGGAACUGGAUGCACAAAGUUGACCCGGGACGACCUGUGUGUAAUGCCAGGGAGAGGAAUUUGCCGUUCAUGCGGAGAUCCACACACGACGAUGUUUGACAGAACACGUCACCACUUCCAAGGCCCGUGCAGAUACACAUUCGCCAAGGACUGUGGAAACAGCAGCGACUUCACCGUGGAAGUACAACACGUGCCCGUACCCCGCAGGCCAGUUGUGUCUGUUGUGCGUGAGGUGUACGUGAUAGCAUACGGGUACGAAAUCGGAAUUCUCCAAGGAAAUGAAGUGACGGUGACGGUGAACGGAGUGACGUACACUGCCACUGGGUCGAUUCCCUUCGAGCUUGCAAUGGGCAAGAUCCAGGUCACGUACAGAGGUAUGUGGGUUCACGUGCGGCUGGUAGAGUACUGCGUGGACAUCUUCUACAACGGGCGUCACUGUGUGAAGGUGAGGGUGACGCCUUACUACUGGGGCAGGAUGUGUGGACUGUGUGGUGACUUCAACGGUAACAGGGCCAAUGACUUCAUGUUGCCAGAUGGGACCAUCGCUUCGAACUGGAACGACUUCGGUCAUAGCUGGCUGGUCGAGGACGAAGACGAUGAGAGAUGUGCAGUAGGUCCACCCCCGCCACCGUGUCCACAUGGCUUGAUGACAGUUGUGUCGGCAAAUGACAUGUGCGGACUCAUUAUGGAUCAUUACGGUCCGUUUGGUGUUUGCCAUGACCUGGGGGUGGAUCCUCAGGAUUUCUUUGACGACUGCGUCUUCGACAUGUGUGCACGGGACGGAGACAUCGUGGGCCUCUGCGAGAACCUGGAGGCAUACGCUGACGCCUGUGAGGAGGCCGGUGCGAUCGGAUUUACUUGGCGGAGUGCAACCCUUUGUCCCCUGCCGUGUCCACCAAACAGCCAUUACAACCCAUGUGCUAGUCCAUGUCCUGCGACAUGCCAGAAUCCGGACGCUCCGAACCAGCCGUGUAUUACCCUCUGUGUAGAAUGCUGCGAGUGCGAUCCUGGGUACGUCAUGAGCGGACCUCACUGUGUCCCACUGGAGGACUGUGGAUGCACCGACCCUAUGACUGGUCGUUACUACCCGCUCGAGGAAACUUGGAUACAGAACGGGAGACGUUGUGUUUGCACAAGAAAUGGCAUCGUCUGCACAGAAUGCUCCUUUGACAUCGUCUUCAUACUGGACCGUUCUUCAAGUAUUGGACCGUACGGAAUGUACAUCGCCGAGAAAUACAUUGCUUAUAUCAUCAGGUGCCUGCAUGGCCUGGAUGUAGAGGUCGGGUACAUUGUGUUUGACUGCAUAUCGAAGUGGCUGAUCUCUCUGGGACUCUACAACGUGGACACAACCGCUCUCAUCCCAGAAAUCAAGGCUGCUGAGUUCACUGGAGGGGAGAGCCGAGUUGGGAACGCCAUUUAUCAUUUGAUGUGUACGGCCAAUUAUCGUAACGGAAUCCCCAGUGCGGCUAUUAUACUAACAGAUGGUGUUGCUUAUGAAGAGCACCCGAACAACUUGUAUGAACUCCAGUCCAACGCAGCAAGGGCAAUGGGUAUUGAGUUGUACGCUGUGGCAAUUGGAAGGGAGUUCCUCUUCAACCUCAAUGCACUUGCGAACAUCGCGAAUGGGGCAGACCGUGUGUUCGACGUUUACAGUUGCUGCGCUCUUGCCAUCAGGCUACUGGACGACUUGUGCGAUCCUCCCUGCCCGGAUGGCUAUACAUCGUUUGCUGAUACCUGCUACAAGGUGUUUGCCAAUGAAGUAACAUCAUACACAGAGGCACAGACACACUGCAACAGUGAAGGUGGCCACCUGGCGAUGGCGAAAGACCAAGCAACCAACCGGCUACUCGUCCACCUGAUCAAUCAAGAGUCCCAAGAUCAAACUUUCUACUACUUUGGUUUGACAUAUUCCGAGGAGAAAAAUGCGUUCAUAUGGGGUGACGGAAGUGACCUGGUCUUCAGUAACUGGAGACCAACUGAACCAAACCGUCCGGAUGAACAUUGUACAGUCUUUUGUUGGGGGCAGUGGUGUGAUGCACCGUGUUCAAGUAGUCGGGAGUUCGAGUUCACAGCGGGCUUCAUCUGUGAAGUUAGGGUCCCAUGCCCCCCUGGAGUCGACUUGGUGAGCUGCACUCAGGACCCCUGCGUGAACGCCGAAUGCGCGGCCCACCCUACCGCGAUGUGCAAAGCCAACUACUGUGGAGGUUGCAACGCCGUUUUCUAUGACGACCAAGGCAACAAAGUAGACUGUAUGGCCAUGAACAUGUAUGGUGCAGGUUAAUUAUGCGUGAGCCAUGUGCGACACAAUCUAAGAACUUUGACUCACCAUUGACACCGAAGAGGUCAAAGGAACCCUCUGCUUUCCGCUGAUGACUACUGCAAAACGGACAUACUCAUCACCAGUCUGAAAGGGCGUAUGAUUCCUUUGCACACCAGAAGAAAUUAUAAUUAUUAUCAUUGUUUCACAGAUUCGAGUCCUCAUCAUAUCAACGUAAUGUCUCGGCAUUAAGUUAAGACAUUAUGUAACUACAUAAUGUCUUUACAACGGCAUAAAACAGGCGACUUACAUUAAAUGCAUUAAUGUUAAACAUUUAAAGGCACAUUACAUGAAUCCACAUUGACAGAAGAAUCAUGCAUCACUUUCGGAGUGCUGAUAGAUACAUCUCUUUAUAGCGCUAUUCUAAGGUUGAAUCCUAUGUAUUCUUCAAUUACCUCUAAUGCAUCUUAAGCGAUAUAGGCGCAUUUGGGUUGCCCAAAUACUUUCUUUCCUUUCUUUCCAGCAACGUGCAUGUAAACUAUUUGGGUUUUUUAGUCUUUCUGCUGUGAUGUGAUAGAACCUCACACAUACUAUCUCCUGCUUUAUAUGCAUGAAAUCUGCCUCCCGCAUCGCGCACGGAUUGGUUUCUUUUACAUGGCAAGUGUUCUCAUGAGAAACCAUAUUUCUUAUCAACCUGUUGCUCCAUGAUAUACACGAUAUGAUCUACGGAAACUCCCCACACAGUAUGCUAAUCAAUGUUGGUACUUCUCAGCAAAUGUGCAUUUUGAAAUUUUCGCCAUGAUGGCAAAUUUAGGCAACUCAGACUGAAAUUGAACUCGUUAGCAUGAGAAACAUCUGAUACUUGAGAAGGUUCGAUAAGGUUCUAAAAAAGAUAGAUAUGAAAUUAUAAUGAUCAACCUAUUCCACGAGAAACGUUUUGAAAUUGGUCAAUACUUUCCAUCACAACACAUCUCGACUACAAACAACAUGUCAACAUGCUUGCUCUUACCAUUCGUUAUCAUGUUGUUUGCUUUUUUCGCCCCAAAACUCUUUGGAAUUGCACAAAGUAAAAAGAAAAACCUUUUCGAUCUAUCGAUUAAUUGCUAUCACCUUAUGAUUCAUAGAAAAGGAAUCCUUAACUAUGGUGUUUAGUGCUGCUUGAUGGGGCAAAUGGAACUUAAAUAUAAUAUCGUUAACCAAGAAUUUUAAAGAAUGGCACGAAAACAUUAUGCAAUUGUGGAACAUACUAAAUCAAUAAACGAAUCUUGCACAUUCCCUUAUCAGAAAAAAAGGUGAUAAGGACAAUACAUUCCUAAGUUUAAACCACUUAAAAGAUCCUCAGAAAGAAAUCUCUUAUCUCCUCUAAGUUCCAAUGGAAAGGACCAUGGCGGUCCUACAUCUAACAUACAACAUUCAAUAAAACAGUUAUGACUGUCUUGUUAUGACAGUUAUGACUGACACACUUAGUAAUUUAAUGCACCGCUACUCCAGAGUAUGU